GCACAUUUAGUGGAAUAAGAGGGCUGACUACCUCCACGCAAAAGUUUAGUUUGAAAUAACUGCCACCACAAAGGCUGUCACGCAUUGGGACUGAGGUCAUAAUAAAGAGGUUUAUUUAAAUCUGAAAGCAUUACUAUUUUCCCCAGCCUAAGAUGUUGGUUGCCAUCAUAUAAAUCCUCCUUUUUAAUAAAAAAAUGACAUUUUAGAACCAAAUAGUGCUAUACACAUGAAUAGUCAGAACUUAACUGGUUUAUGUGCAGAGUAAUGAAAGCUAGUUUUACCAGAAAAGUAAAUUUUGAAUUGUGUCUCCUGUCUGACUGUAUUCUUUUGUCAUCCUCUAGUCCACCCACAAAUGAAUUAUCAGGAGUGAACCCAGAGGCACGUAUGAAUGAAAGUCCCGAUCCGACUGACCUGGCAGGAGUCAUCAUUGGCUCGGCCCCAAUGACAGGUGAUCCACAGACAAGUGAAUUUAAAGGAGCAACCGAGGAGGCACCUGCGAAAGAAAGCCCACACACAAGUGAAUUUAAAGGAGCAGCCCUCGUGUCACCUAUCAGUGAAAUUGUGUUAGCACGACUUUCCAAGUUUGAAGUUGAAGAUGCUGAAAAUGUUGCUUCAUAUGACAGCAAGAUUAAGAAAAUUGUGCAUUCAAUUGUAUCAUCCUUUGCAUUUGGACUAUUUGGAGUUUUCCUGGUCUUACUGGAUGUCACUCUCGUCCUUGCUGACCUAAUUUUCACUGACAGCAAACUUUAUAUUCCUUUGGAGUAUCGUUCUAUUUCUCUAGCUAUUGCCUUAUUUUUUCUCAUGGAUGUUCUUCUUCGAGUAUUUGUAGAAGGAAGACAGCAGUGUUUUUCUGACUUAUUUAACAUUUUAGAUACUGCCAUCAUUGUGAUUCUUCUGCUGGUUGAUGUCGUUUUUUUUUUUGACAUUAAGUUGCUUAGGAAUAUUCCCAGAUGGACACAUUUACUUCGACUUCUACGACUUAUUAUUCUGUUAAGAAUUUUUCAUCUGUUUCAUCAAAAAAGACAACUUGAAAAGCUGUUAAGAAGGCGGGUUUCAGAAAACAAAAGGCGAUACACAAGGGAUGGAUUUGACCUAGACCUCACUUACGUUACAGAACGUAUUAUUGCUAUGUCAUUUCCAUUUUCUGGAAGGCAGUCUUUCUAUAGAAAUCCAAUCGAGGAAGUUGUGCGGUUUCUAGAUAAGAAACACCGAAACCACUAUCGAGUCUACAAUCUAUGCAGUGAAAGAGCUUAUGAUCCUAAGCACUUCCAUAAUAGGGUCGUUAGAAUCAUGAUUGAUGAUCAUAAUGUCCCCACUCUACAUCAGAUGGUGGUUUUCACCAAGGAAGUAAAUGAGUGGAUGGCUCAAGAUCUUGAAAACAUCGUAGCGAUUCACUGUAAAGGAGGCACAGGUAAUAGCAUUUUCCUUUUUAUUUCUGCAUUUCUAAAGAUAUGUAAAUAUACAUAAAGUACAAGAACAAGAUACGUAUUGCUAUUAAUAUGUAUUAAUAAUUGUUAGCAUUUUUAAAUAUUAGCUCCAAGACUGAAAGAAGGGAAGGAGAAAGGAAAGAGGAGAGGAGGAAGGG
Messenger RNA from Gorilla gorilla gorilla (western lowland gorilla), 1585 nucleotides. Its product is annotated as putative tyrosine-protein phosphatase TPTE. Gene Ontology annotation, cellular component: cytosol; membrane. The record is from RefSeq and is a predicted model, not a curated record. Gene Ontology annotation, biological process: transmembrane transport; dephosphorylation; monoatomic ion transport. Gene Ontology annotation, molecular function: phosphatidylinositol-3,4,5-trisphosphate 3-phosphatase activity; monoatomic ion channel activity. NCBI's taxonomy places the organism in Eukaryota, Metazoa, Chordata, Mammalia, Primates, Hominidae.